Molecule: messenger RNA, 1090 nt
Organism: Aphanomyces astaci
Lineage: Eukaryota; Oomycota; Saprolegniomycetes; Saprolegniales; Verrucalvaceae
Exons: 11
Coding region: 13-996 (327 amino acids)
Source: RefSeq, a predicted model, not a curated record
CGCGCAAAUACCAUGGACGACGAUGCAGCGCUUGGCGCGGCGGCAGACGAUAUUCUGUCGGCCGACUUUCUACUCGUGGCGGUCGGAGCGGGCUUUUCAGCGGACUCUGGCCUGCCUGUUUACAAUGACAUCGCCAACGUGGCCGCGUAUAAAGCCAUGGAUCUCGAAUACCACGACCUGUGUGAUGCGCACUGGGCACAUGCAAACUUGCCAUUGUUUUACGGCUUCUGGGGCGACUGCUUCAACAUGUACCGCGACUCGAGUGGUCAUGCAGGAUACGAGAUACUGCGCGAGUGGAAGCUCCGUCUGUGUCGAAAGCGAACCGACUUGGCGUCUCUCUUGCCUGACAAGUCAAGUCUUGACGUGACAACAGAGCCGUUCUUUGUGUACUCGUCGAACGUGGACGCUCAUUUCCGUCGCAUGUUUGCCCAGAACGAAGUGUACGAGAUUCACGGCACCACAGAGCGGUGGCAAUGCGCAGGGUUGAGCGACGGAGUGCCGCCAUGUCCAGGCACAUGGCUCCUCCCACCAGACUAUCGCUUCCCCGUGGACAAGACUUCCAUGCUAUCGCACGUGUCAAGCCCCCCCCCUCCAUUUCUAGAAUGCCCCAAGUGCCACGGCCCAGCGCGACCAAACGUGCUCAUGUUUGGCGAUACUUCGUGGCUUCCAAACCACCAAGACGAGGCACGGUACGUGGCGUGGGAGGCUGCCGUGGAAGAAGCAUUGAUGCGCGAUCGAACCAAGCGCCUUGUGGUGCUCGAAAUUGGCUGUGGCUUACGUGUGCCGAGUGUGCGGAUGGAGUGCGAAAUGGUUGCGCGGGACAUCCAAUGCAAGACUCAGUCCACUGACCAAGUGCGCCACAUUCGCAUCAAUCCCACUGACAUCGAUGGGGACGACGACACGGCGUCACCUGUGCUGCGGCAGAUCCAAUCGACGGGCCUGGCGGCUCUAAUGGCCAUCGCCAAGCACAUGGAUACCGCGAUUGCGACAAUGUAGAGUGCAAAUAGUAUACUAGUACAUACAGUAUGUGACUAUGAAGAUCAUAACGCUGACAAGCCAAAUGAAAAGAAGACGACCUUCACUGUCGAAA